AUGCAUUUUAAUGUGAUUGUCAAUAAUGCACUUGCUUUACAACAAGAAUAUGAACAGGUGCACCUGUUUGAUGUUUCAAAUCCGAAGAUGAGCAAGGUGGUAAGAUGGCAUCCUCCUCCGUCUGAUUUUAUGAAAUUGAACAUUGAUGGGGCCGCUUUUCCUAAACAUUCUGUAGCUGGGGUUGGAGUGGUCUUGAGAAAUCAUAAUGGGGAGGUUGUCGUGGCUUGUUCUAAGGUAGAGAAAGAGGUCUCCUCUACUGAGUUCAUUGAGGCAGUUGCACUUCUUAGAGAUUUACAGUUGUGUAUUCAAUGGGGUGUACCAAAGCUUAUGUUUGAAACCAACUUUUUGAUUUUGGUUAAUGCUUUGAAUGAAAAUUCUGAAUGUUUAAUAGAUUUUGCUUUUAUUCUUCAAGACAUACGAAGACUAAUGGCGGCCUUCCAAGAAGUUAAAGUGGUGCAUGUCAAUCGGUUAGACAAUUUAGUGGCUCAUCUUCUAGCAAAACAUGCUUGGUUGAUUGAUGAUAUUUGUAUGUGGUGUGAUUUUUGUCCUCCUUUUGUUAGUCAAGCUAUAUGGCUUGAUCAACUUGCUAUUUGUAAGGAUCUUUGA
Molecule: messenger RNA, 606 nt
Organism: Carya illinoinensis
Lineage: Eukaryota; Viridiplantae; Streptophyta; Magnoliopsida; Fagales; Juglandaceae
Exons: 1
Coding region: 1-606 (201 amino acids)
Molecular function (GO): RNA-DNA hybrid ribonuclease activity; nucleic acid binding
Source: RefSeq, a predicted model, not a curated record